AUGGAAUUUCACAAAUUGUUUCUUCAAUCUUUUCUUCUUCUUCUUGUAAUCCUGCACUUCACAGUUUCUUCUUCCAAAGACACCAUAACCAUAAACCAAAUCAUUCAAGAUGGUAACCUUCUGAUCUCUAGAGAAAAUAAUUUUGCAUUAGGAUUCUUUAGUCCGGGAAGUUCCAGGUAUAGAUAUCUUGGAAUCUGGUACCAUAAAGUCCGAGAGCAAACUGUGGUGUGGGUAGCAAAUGGGAAUGAUCCAAUCACUGGUACCUCAGGAGUUCUAUCAAUGGACCUCUAUGGAAAUCUCAUUCUCUAUAGCAACCAUGACCAGAAAGUUCCAGUAUGGUCUACAAAUGUGUCAGUGGAUGUUACUGAUACUUGUGUAGCUCAGCUCUUGGAUACAGGAAAUUUGAUUUUGGUUCACGACACAAGUAAAAGAGUUGUGUGGCAGAGCUUUGAUCAUCUUACAGAUACUGUGCUACCAGGAAUGAAACUUGGGUUCAACCGAAGGACAGGCAUGCAACACAUCAUGAAAUCAUGGAGAUCAGCAGAUGACCCUGGAACUGGAAACUUCUCGUUUCAGAUCAACCCCAAAGGAUCCCCUCAGGCCUUUCUUUUCGUGGGUACAGAAUACAUUUGGCGAGGCUUUACUUGGCCCUUGAAAAGAUAUGCAAAUGCAUCUAAUGUCAGUUUUGUCAACAAUGAUGAUGAGAUAUACCUGGCCUACUAUAUUUCUGAUGCUUCUCUUAUCGCAAGAGUAAAGUUGUACAAUUCAGGACUUCUUAAGAAACUAAUAUGGCAUGAAAAAGAUGGCAAAUGGAAGGAAUUUUGGUCGGCACCUAUGUCUCUGUGUGAUCCUUAUGGGUAUUGUGGCACCUAUGGAAUUUGUAAUCCUCAUGACCAUGGUCUUGUAUUUGAAUGCGAUUGUUUGCCAGGGUAUGAACCCAGGUUCCCGAGGGACUGGAAUAUUCUGAAAGAUGCAUCAGGUGGGUGUGUCAGGAAGCGGCUAGAGUCUACCUCAGUAUGUGGACAUGGAGAAGGAUUUGUGGAAGUGGCACAUGUUAAAGUACCUGAUACUUCUGCAGCAGUUUGGGUGAGCAUGAACAUGAGUCCGAAAGACUGUGAAGAGGAAUGCAGGAGGAAUUGUUCAUGCUCUGCAUAUGCAAGCAUAGAAAUUGCCAGGAAAGGGACUGGUUGUUUGACAUGGUAUGGCGAAUUGAUGGACACUGUAAAUAAUAAGGAAGAAGGAUAUGAUAUUCAUGUUCGUGUUGAUGCAGUUGAAUUAGGUAAUGUAUAUAUGCUGGCCAUAUUAGUAGUAUCAGGUGUUUCAGCCUGGCUUGUCAUUAUCAUAUUGGCAUAUUUGUGGCUGAAGAAGAGGAAGAGGGUGAGGAGCAAAUGGAACAAAAGAUGGCUUGAUACAAAUAGCAAAGCAUACUACAAGGGUACGUUGGUGGAAAAUGAAGUUGAAGGAAGCACCAGUCAUCCAGACAUACUUCAGCACAAGAACCUGGUGAAACUCGUAGGAUGUUGCAUUCAGGGAGAGGAACCUAUCCUAGUUUAUGAAUACUUGCCAAACAAAAGCUUGGACUCCUUUAUUUUUGAUGAAACAAGAAGGUUGGUUUUAGAUUGGCAAAAACGCUUUGAUAUUAUCGUUGGGAUUGCUCGUGGACUCUUAUAUAUUCACCAAGACUCCAGGUUGGGAAUUAUCCAUAGAGAUCUAAAAACUAGCAACAUUCUAUUGGAUGAAGAAAUGAACCCAAAAAUUUCAGAUUUUGGCCUGGCUAGAAUCUUCAAAAGCAACCAAAUUCAAGAAAAGACAAACAGAAUAGCUGGAACAUUUGGAUAUAUGCCUCCAGAAUAUGCAGUGUUUGGAAAGUUUUCAACAAAAUCUGAUGUCUUUAGCUUUGGAAUCAUAUUAUUAGAGAUCAUUACAGGGAAGAAGAAUAAUAGCUUUUGUCAAGAGGAUUCUUACCUAAGCAUGACUGGGGAAAUAUGGCAUUUAUGGAGAGAAGGGAGAGCCUUGGAGAUAGUUGAUUCAUCAAUGAAGGAGACUUCUUCUCCUGAUGAAGUACUUAGAUGCAUCCAGAUAGGGCUCUUAUGUGUGCAAGAAGAUGUAUUGGACAGACCAACAAUGUCGGCAGUCGUUUUAAUGUUAAAUAGUGAAACUACUCUUCCUACUCCUAAACAGCCUGCAUUCGUUCUUAGAAAGUCUAAUAACAAUUCUAAUCGAUCAGCAAAAAAAGAUAGAUUUUGUUCUGUGGAUGAGGAAACAAUUACAGAGGUUGUAUAUCUUGGAAUCUGGUACCACAAAGUCCGAGUGCAAAAUGUGGUUUCGGUAGCAAAUAGGAACCAUCCAAUAAGCGGCUAUUCAGGAGUUCUCUUCAUUAAUCAACAUGGCAAUCUUAUUCUCUAUAGCAAUAAUAGCCAGAUAGUUCCUGUAUGGUCUACAAAUGUCUCUGUGAAAGUUGCAAAUACUUGUUUAGCUCAGCUCUUGGAUUCAGGAAACUUGAUUUGGGUUCAAGAUAGAAGUAAAAGAAUUGUGUGGCAAAGCUUUGAUUAUCCGACUGAUGCUCUGCUUCCUGAUAUGAAAAAAUCUACAUUCAGUCAAGAAGAUCAUAGAAACAUUAUGUAUUUUCACAAACUGUUUCUUCAAUCUUUUCUUCUUCUUCUUAUCCUGCACUUCAUAGUUUCUUCUUCCAAAGAUACCAUAACCAUAAACCAAGUCAUUCAAGAUGGUAACCUUAUGAUCUCUAGAGAAAAUAACUUUGCAUUGGGAUUCUUUAGUCCCGGAAGUUCCAGAUAUAGAUAUCUUGCAAUCUGGUACCAUAAAGUCCAAGAGCAAACCGUGUUGUGGGUAGCAAAUAGGAAUGAUCCAAUCAAUGGUACCACAGGAGUUCUAUCAAUGGACCACUAUGGAAAUCUCAUUCUCUACAGAAACCAUGACCGGAAAGUUUCGGUAUGGUCUACAAAUGUGUCAGUGGAGGUUACAGAUACUUGUGUAGCUCAGCUCUUGGAUACGGGAAAUUUGAUUUUGGUUCACAAUAAAAGUAAAAGAGUUGUGUGGCAGAGCUUUGAUCAUCCUACAGAUACUGUGCUACCUGGAAUGAAACUUGGGUUCAACCGAAGGACAGGUAUACAACACAUCCCGAUAUCAUGGAGAUCAGCAGAUGACCCUGGAACUGGAAACUUCUCAUUUCGAAUCAACCCAAAAGGAUCACCGCAGGCCUUUCUUUACAGGGAUACAGAAUAUAUUUGGCGAGGCUAUACUUGGCCAUUGAAAAGUUAUGCAGAUACAUCUAAUGUCAGUUUUGUCAACAAUGAUGAAGAGAUAUACCUGGCCUACUAUAUUUCUGAUCCUUCGGCUAUCGUUAGAACAAAGUUGUACAAUUCAGGACAUGUUAAGAAAUUAGCAUGGCAUGAAAAAGAUGGCAAAUGGAAGGAAUUUUGGUCGCUACCUAUGUCUCUGUGUUACAGAUAUGGAUAUUGUGGCACCUAUGGAAUUUGUGAUCUUCAAGACCAAACUAGUCGAGAAUUUGAAUGUGAUUGUUUACCAGGGUAUGAACCGAAGUUCCCAAGGGACUGGAAUAUUCUGAAAGAUGCAUCAGGUGGUUGCGUCAGGAAGCGGCUAGAGUCUACCUCAGUAUGUGGACAAGGAGAAGGAUUUGUGAAAGUGGCACAUGUUAAAAUACCUGAUACUUCUGCAGCAGUUUGGGUAAGCAUGAACAUGAGUCCGAAAGACUGUGAAAAGGAAUGCAGGAGGAAUUGUUCAUGCUCUGCAUAUGCAAGCAUAGAAAUUGCCAGGCAAGGAACUGGUUGUUUGACAUGGUGUGGCGAAUUGAUGGACACUGUACAAAAAGAAGAAGGAUAUGAUAUUCAUGUUCGUGUUGAUGCAGUUGAGUUAGCUGAAAUGGCCCAAAAAUCAAAUGAUUUUCUUAAAAGGAAAGAUAUGUUGGCCAUUUUAGUAACAUCAGGUUUUUCAGCUUGGCUUGUCAUCGUCAUAUUGGCUUAUUUGUGGCUUAAGAAGAAGAAGAAAAGGGUGAGGAACAAAUGGAACAAAAGAUGGCUUGAAACAAAUAGCAAUUCAUACUACAAGGAAACUUUGGUGGGAAAUGAAGUUGAAGGUAGCAUCAGUUAUCCAGACAUUGCAUUUUUCAAUCUCAGCACAAUACUUGCUGCAACUAACAAUUUCUCCCCAGAUAACAAAUUAGGACAAGGUGGUUUUGGUGUGGUUUAUAAGGGUAAAUUUUCUAAUGGAAAGGAGGUCGCUGUGAAAAGACUAUUGAAUAAUUCAGUGCAAGGAAUGGAAGAAUUUAAAAAUGAAGUUAUGUUGACUGCAAAACUUCAGCACAAGAAUCUUGUGAAACUCAUAGGAUGUUGCAUUCAGGGAGAAGAACCUAUCCUAGUUUAUGAAUACUUACCAAACAAAAGCUUGGACUCCUUUAUUUUUGAUGAGACAAGAAGGUUGGUUUUAGAUUGGCAAAAACGCUUUGAUAUUAUUGUUGGGAUUGCCCUUGGACUCGUAUAUAUUCACCAAGACUCCGGGUUGGGAAUUAUCCAUAGAGACUUGAAAACUAGCAACAUUCUAUUGGACGAAGGAAUGAACCCAAAAAUUUCAGAUUUUGGCCUCGCUAGAAUCUUCAAAAGCAGCCAAAUUCAGGAAAAGACCAACAGAAUUGCUGGAACAUUUGGAUACAUGCCUCCAGAAUAUGCAGUAUUUGGAAAGUUUUCAACAAAAUCUGAUGUCUUUAGUUUUGGAAUAAUAUUGUUAGAGAUUAUUACAGGGAAGAAGAGUAAUAGCUUUUGCCAAGAGGAUUCUUACCUAAGCAUGACUGGGGAAAUAUGGCAUUUAUGGAGAGAAGGGAGAGCCUUGGAGAUAGUUGGUUCAUCAUUGAAGGAGUCUUGUUCUCCAAAUGAAGUAUUGAGAUGCAUCCAGAUAGGGCUCUUAUGUGUGCAGGAAAAUGUAUUGAUCAGACCAACAAUGUCAGCAGUUGUUUUAAUGCUGAAUGGUGAAACUACUCUUCCUACUUCAAAACAGCCUGCAUUCAUUUUUAGAAAGUCUAAUAAUAUCUCUAACCCAUCAGCAGAAAGAGAUGGAUUUUUAUCUGUGGAUGAGGAAACAAUUACAGAGGUUGUAUGUCGCUGAAUACAUUAUCUUUCAUUGAUUAUACAUAAAUUUUUAGUAUAGGGAUGUAUAAUAUGCUCUUUACCUCGAGAAUAAACAAAAAUAUGUUGUGGAACCUUAAUAUUCUGUAAAAUAAUCACCAAUAUAGCUUUGAGAUUA
Molecule: messenger RNA, 5274 nt
Organism: Hevea brasiliensis (rubber tree)
Lineage: Eukaryota; Viridiplantae; Streptophyta; Magnoliopsida; Malpighiales; Euphorbiaceae
Biological process (GO): protein phosphorylation; recognition of pollen
Molecular function (GO): ATP binding; protein kinase activity
Source: RefSeq, a predicted model, not a curated record